Molecule: messenger RNA, 1876 nt
Organism: Ictalurus punctatus (channel catfish)
Lineage: Eukaryota; Metazoa; Chordata; Actinopteri; Siluriformes; Ictaluridae
Product: tripartite motif-containing protein 14
Exons: 9
Coding region: 129-1640 (503 amino acids)
Molecular function (GO): protein binding
Source: RefSeq, a predicted model, not a curated record
GGAAUAUCUGAACGAGGGAAAAGCGCAAGAACAUCAGACGUUAUUCUUCUCACGUCGCUGCACAUGCACCUACACGCACACACCGACACACGCGCACACAGGCUUUGGCUUGUUAUGGGCUUAUUAAAAUGUUCACAGCGGAUUCAGCACAUACCAGAGAAGAACAUUCAGAGAGCGAGAGAGAGAGAGAGAGAGAGCGAGAGAGCACAAGAAGAGACUUUCAUUCCCACACUGUACUAACACGAGGAACUGUGCAGGAUAUUCUGAAGGGUAAAGUUUGGAACGCUUCUGCACUGAAUACCUGUCUCUGCUUCAGACAUGUUUCAACAUAUUGCACCCUAUCUUCCUGGAGAAAGGACCUGAUUACACACCUGGAGGGAAUACAGCGUUACCUGCUGCAGUUUGCAGAAAUGGCAGAGGAAGAGGGCGCACCACAGCCACCGCCAGCCGAGUCGCUCUGUCUGGCCUCGGUCACGCAGCCCUACCCCCGUUCUCCGAAAACACUCCGUAAACCCGACGCCGCCCCGCUCGAAUACUCACAGGAACAGCUGUCCUGCUGGCUGGAGGAGCUGGAGAAGGAGAGCAAGUGGACCGAAGCUCAUAUGGCGUCUCUGAAAAAGCGCCAAGCCAACCUCAGCGUAAGGGCUAAGCGAAUCGUUUUAAAGACGAGCGCGGAGACGAUGGAGCAGCAGGUGCGCGAGCGAUUCGAGGCCGUGCGUCUGGCCCUGGAGAAGGAAGAACAGGCCGUCCUGGGCUCGCUAGAACAAGAGCAGAGGGAGAACAGCAGCAGAAUGACGCGUCUCCUGAACGACUGGAACCAGCACCUGAAACUGGUGCGCAAACACAUCAGCACCGUCAGGACGCUGCAGGAGAGAGGAGCCGAGAGCCGGCAGCAGGUCUCUCCUGGAAAUUUCAGCUGCCAUAAGAAGCAGGACGCGGCUGAACUGGCCAUCGGGCCGAACGACGAAAACUUCCAGAAGCUCAUGAAGGUUCUGGGGAAGAUCUCAAAAGAUCUGCAAGUCCGACUCCAGAAAAAGAGCUUGCUGCUCGACUCCACUGUGGUGGUGAUUGACAGGACAGCCUGCCACAGACAGAUCAAGGUGACUCUGAGUGGGCGGGGCUUUUACGUCUCUCCUGACGACAGCUCGGCUCUUAUCCACCCUCUGCAGUUCGAUCAGACCUGCUGUGCCCUGGGCUUGCCCGCUAUAAGUUCGGGUCGGCGUUACUGGGAAGUGGACGUUCACUGUUGCUCUUCCUGGGCUGUGGGCGUGGCUUACGGCAGCCUGCACAGGAAAGGGCAGGACAAAAGCACAAAACUGGGCAGGAACAGACUCUCGUGGAGUCUGGAGUUUCGGGACGGGCGUCUCUCGGUGUGGCACAACGACCGGCACUUGACCCUGUCCGCUCGGGCGGCGCCAGACAAAGUGGGCGUGUUUGUGAACUACCAGAAGGGACGCGUCGCGUUCUACGACGCAGACGCCGUGAAGCUGCUGCAGGAUUUCUCAACGAGCUGCACGGGCGUGUUCGAGAGGGCGCAUCAUCAGUUCACCGAGCCCGUGUUCCCCGCGUUUCGCUUUUUCAGAGCCAGAGAUCGACAGCCUGUUCCAGAUCACAUGGAGAUCUGUGACCUCGGGCUCUGACGCGCGAGUCUGCGGCAAUACUGAAACGCACACGGACCCCGUCCUGCAGCUUUGAGUCUUCUUCCCGCUCUGGCUUUAUAUUCUAUGCUACAUUUUAAUGCAACAAAUACUCCAGAAACAUAGCACUGCACUUUAAGUCAGUGUGGAUGACUUAAUCAUGAGUUGACAAAAUAAACAUGCUAUUAAAUUUGGAUGAAAAGUAAUUUACGCUUUGAACAGAAAAGAAAAACGACGGC